Messenger RNA from Chaetomium strumarium, 1254 nucleotides. RefSeq lists its product as uncharacterized. Lineage: Eukaryota; Fungi; Ascomycota; Sordariomycetes; Sordariales; Chaetomiaceae. The record is from RefSeq and is a predicted model, not a curated record. The transcript has 6 exons. The coding region runs from base 1 to 1254 and encodes 417 amino acids.
AUGCGGUCGAAUUGGCGGGCCCCGUGGCUGCAAUGGCUGGUCCUUUGCAUCACAACUCAGAUCCAUCUCACCAAGGCGCAAGCAGCUGUCUCGACGCUCUUAGUCCCGGACACCAACACUAUCCUAGCCGUCAACCUGCCCGCGGACUCGGAUGAUAUCAACUUCUACAUCUCGACGCCGGACUGGUACCAGUACACCGCCAUCGGCUUCGGCUCGUCCAUGGCAGAUGCGCUCAUGCUGGUCAUGUAUGCAUCGGCCGACGGCAAAAGCGUCACUGUCAGUCCGCGGUUGAGCAGCGGUUGCACGGAACCGGUCUGGACCCGCAACGUCGGGAUAACCCUCCACGCGUCCAGCAUCAACGACAACGCCGACAUGACCGUCAACGCCACUUGCAACGGCUGCCGCGCGCUGGGUCCGGCCCUGCCCUCCAUCAAGACCUCCUCGGCGGCACCAAUGAUGUUCGCCAUCGGCCCCAGUCUCGUCCUCAACUCUGACGACCUGGACGCCCGGAUCCGGCGGCAUUCCGCCUACGGACAGUUCACCAUGGACCUGGUCAAAGCCACCGGACCAGGCGGCAUCGGCCUCGACACUAUAGGCAACAUUUCCAACAUCUCCCUCUCGUCGAGCACGAUCUUGGAGGGAGACGCCUUCCAUCGGGACGACGACAAGGCUGCGACGGCACACGGGAUCCUGUACGCCAUCAUUACCCUGGCCGUCGCCCCGUUCGACUCGCUUGUGGCCGGGGUGUUGGGCAACAAGCGGGGCGCGGCAGGGUGGGUGCACGGCGUGACGGCGAGUGCCUAUUUCGCCUUCGUCAUCGGGGCGAUGGUGCCGGGCGUCAUUGUCAGUCGGCAGCAUGUGGCGACCCAGCAGUUCCGCACCGGCCACCAAGUCCUCGGCCUGCUUACCAUUGUCGCGAUGACGAUCAUGUUCCUCUGGGGGAUCGCCCUCUCCUGGAUCAAGCGGUCGGCGAAGAAACGAGGGCAGGAGCCGCCCGAGGGCACGCAGCGGUUGGCCACCGUCCAUCGCUGGGCUUGCAGGCUGAUAUGGGCGCUUUUGCUGAUCAACGUCGGGCUGGGCAUGCAACUGUCGGGGCAGAGGCUAGUGUUGAUCCUGGCUUAUGUCGCGCUGGCGCUGGGUCUAGUGGUCGUUCUUGUGCCUGUCUACUUCUGCAUCUGGAGGUGCUCGAAGCGGCAGAAGGAGAAGGAGGAGGGCGAGCACGAGCUUACCAUCUAUGACCACAACUACCGCUGA